GGGCACCCUGCUGCUGCUGCUGCUACUGUGGUCCUAGAGCAGGUGACAAGGAGGCUGCAUGUGGAGGACACUGGCACCUCCCCAAAACUUCUCUGCUGCCAGCCCUCAAUGUUUGGGGUCCAGGACACUUUAGGAAGAAAAGGAUCUGCCCUGAGAGACAAAGCCCUUGAAGCUGGGAUGGAUCCUGUCAGGUCCUGGGUGAGGAAUGUUGGAGUUGUGGAUGCCAAGGUGGCAGCUCAGAGUGGGGUCGCCGUGUCCCGGGCACAUUUUGAGAAGCAACCUCCUUCCAACUUACGGAAAUCCAACUUCUUCCACUUUGUGCUGGCGCUGUAUGACCGGCAGGGGCAGCCCAUAGAGAUCGAGCGCACCACCUUCCUGGACUUUGUGGAGAAUGAUAAGGAACUGAGCAAUGAGAAAACCAAUAAUGGCACCCAUUACCGGCUGCAACUCCUCUAUAGUAACGGUGUCCGAACGGAACAAGACCUAUUUGUGAGGCUAAUUGAUUCAGUGACAAAACAGCCUAUAGCAUACGAAGGACAGAAUAAGAAUCCAGAGAUGUGCCGGGUUCUACUCACUCAUGAGGUCAUGUGCAGUCGCUGUUGUGAGAAGAAAAGCUGCGGUAACCGGAACGAGACCCCAUCUGACCCCGUCAUCAUUGACAGGUUCUUCCUCAAGUUCUUUUUGAAAUGCAACCAGAACUGCCUAAAGACAGCAGGAAACCCACGGGACAUGAGACGGUUCCAGGUUGUCCUCUCCACCACCGUGAACGUAGAUGGACAUGUCCUGGCCGUGUCAGAUAAUAUGUUCGUCCAUAACAACUCAAAGCAUGGGAGGCGGGCAAGACGGCUAGAUCCUACCGAAGGUACGGACCCUUGUCUGGAGUACGCCACACCAUGCAUCAAAGCCAUUAGUCCUAGUGAGGGUUGGACUACCGGAGGUGCUAUGGUCAUCAUCAUUGGAGAUAACUUCUUUGACGGUCUUCAAGUAGUGUUUGGGACUAUGCUGGUUUGGAGUGAGCUCAUCACUCCACAUGCCAUCCGGGUCCAGACACCUCCACGGCACAUCCCAGGUGUGGUAGAGGUGACAUUAUCGUACAAAUCCAAACAAUUCUGCAAAGGAGCCCCGGGGAGGUUUAUUUACACAGCAUUAAACGAGCCUACGAUUGAUUAUGGUUUCCAGAGGUUACAAAAGGUGAUCCCCAGACAUCCUGGAGACCCAGAGAGGCUGGCCAAGGAAAUGCUACUUAAAAGAGCAGCAGAUUUGGUGGAGGCUUUGUAUGGAAACCCACAUAAUAAUCAGGAUAUAAUUCUCAAAAGAGCGGCGGACAUUGCUGAGGCUUUAUAUAGUGUCCCACGCAACCACAAUCAAAUUCCUGCCCUUUCCAGCUCUCCUGUGCACAGUGGCAUGAUGGGAAUUAAUUCCUAUGGGGGACAGCUAGGAAUCUCAAUUUCAGAAACACAGGCCAAUAAUCAGGGUUACAUACGGAAUACAAGCAGUAUCUCCCCACGUGGCUACUCAACCAGUUCCACCCCACAACAAUCUAACUACAGCACCCCCAACAACAGCAUGAAUGGAUACAGCAAUGUCCCAAUGUCUAACCUGGGGGUCCCCGGGUCUCCAGGCUUCAUCAAUGGCUCACCUACUACGUCACCCUAUGGCAUCAUGCCGUCCAGCCCACCCGUGGGGUCUUCUGGAAGCUCGUCUAUCCUGCCUUUCUCCUCCUCCGUCUUCCCUUCCAUGAAACAGAAGAGUGCCUUCGCCCCAGUUAUCCGACCGCAGGGUUCUCCAUCUCCAGCAUGUUCUAGUGGAAACGGUAAUGGUUUCAGAGCUAUGACCGGCCUAGUCGUCCCACCUAUGUGAGGAAACAUUGGACUGUUUGUAUAUUUCUGAGAAGCAGAGGAACAGCAUGAAGACAUUGCGUGUUGUGGUCCACAUCCAAGGUGGGAUAAAA
Messenger RNA from Bufo bufo (common toad), 1951 nucleotides. It is a transcript of the gene EBF2, whose product is annotated as EBF transcription factor 2. The record is from RefSeq and is a predicted model, not a curated record. Lineage: Eukaryota; Metazoa; Chordata; Amphibia; Anura; Bufonidae. Bases 109 to 1860 code for a protein of 583 amino acids. Gene Ontology annotation, molecular function: DNA-binding transcription factor activity, RNA polymerase II-specific; RNA polymerase II cis-regulatory region sequence-specific DNA binding. The transcript is spliced from 16 exons. Gene Ontology annotation, biological process: regulation of transcription by RNA polymerase II.